This is a messenger RNA of Fragaria vesca subsp. vesca, 1098 nucleotides long. Its product is annotated as F-box/LRR-repeat protein At3g48880-like. The transcript has a single exon. The coding region runs from base 1 to 1098 and encodes 365 amino acids. The record is from RefSeq and is a predicted model, not a curated record. NCBI's taxonomy places the organism in Eukaryota, Viridiplantae, Streptophyta, Magnoliopsida, Rosales, Rosaceae.
AUGUUGAGACCGGAGACGGAGAUGAAGCUGUCGUCAGAUUUGUCAUCUCCACCGAGGAUCAACGGCGUCGUUUCGAAUCAGGACGCUGACCAAUCUCUCAGUCGAAAAUGGGAGGAGUUAGAAGUGGACUGUUUAGCAACUGUGUUUGCCAAGGUCGGAAUGGAGUCUCUGGUUUUAGCUCUCCCUUUUGUAUGCAAAUCGUGGUACGCAACAACGCAAAAUCCUUUAUGUUGGAAGUUUCUCUCUUUUCCAGAGUUCCAGCCCUAUCCUUUGUUUUCUACUGUUCAUAAUGAUGAUGAUGAAAUCCAGAGUUUUGGCCCCUUUUACGAUAAGUUUGUAGAAGAAUUCCAAAUUGAUAGGACUCGUUUUUCGAUCACCGGUUUUAUAAAAUUGAUAGUCAAUCAUAGCAAGGGAAAAGCAGUUGAGCUGAAGCUACCUCCAUUUUGCACAGAAGAAGCAUUGAGAUAUGUUGCAGAUGCGUGUCCUGGAAUUAGGUGUAUGCAUUUUGCUGACGAUUUAGAGCUUUUCAAGCACUCUCAGAUUCUCCCGGAAGUGAUUGUCAAGUGGAAGUUUCUGGAGGACUUGACUUUGGGUGGAAACAUGGACAAUAUCAGCAGACAAUUGGAUUUGAUGGUUGAACAGAGGUUGUGUGGUUAUUUUGAGGCUGCGUUGUUGCCAUACGACAACUUUGGCAAUAUGGUGACUAAGAACUUGGGCGAGAUUCUGGUGCAGAUUGGCAUUCACUGCAAGAGUUUACGGAGUUUGCAUGUUUUUGAUACUAUCAUUGUUGUUGAACACGCAUCGACACUAGUGACAAUGCUGCCAAAUCUUGUGGACUUAACCCUAGAACAAUGCCGCAUUGGGCAUUACAGUCUUGUCACGCUCUUGCGGGGCUGCAAGAAGCUUUGGCGCUUCAAGGUUUGGAAUACUUACGGUUUUGAAGAGGGUCACGAAGGAAUUCGAAAUCUUGCUUCUCAUAUUAGUGAAUUUAAGUGUAAGCAUGAUCAAACCGGUCAUAUAUCCUUCAAUUUGGACUUGAAGGAGAAGAUUUUGGAAAGGAGAAGCAUUCAUAUAUGUAGAAAGGCAAAUUCAAACUAA